Messenger RNA from Priapulus caudatus, 388 nucleotides. RefSeq names its product ATP-binding cassette sub-family B member 6, mitochondrial-like. The transcript is spliced from 4 exons. Gene Ontology annotation, cellular component: membrane. Gene Ontology annotation, molecular function: ATP binding; ABC-type transporter activity. Gene Ontology annotation, biological process: transmembrane transport. The record is from RefSeq and is a predicted model, not a curated record. Lineage: Eukaryota; Metazoa; Priapulida; Priapulimorpha; Priapulimorphida; Priapulidae. Bases 55 to 318 code for a protein of 87 amino acids.
UUCUCGUUGCCCAUCUACAGCAACUGAUCGUUGACAGCUUCACCUCUGGCCUCCAUGGAGCUGCGAUGGACUACACCUCAUCUAACGUGGUAUCCGGAUGGGCUGCAGGGAGGAGGAACAGGUUCGAUGGGCUUGCUGAACAACCUGAACACGUUCCUGUGGAUCCGCGUGCAGCAGUACACAUCGCGGGAGGUGCAGGUGCAGCUGUACGAUCACCUACACGGACUGUCACUGAGAUGGCACCUGGGUCGGAAGACAGGGGAAGUGCUGAGGGUCAUGGACAGAGGAACCACCAGCAUCAACACUCUACUGAAGUAAGUUCCGCGAUCGUGUCCACAUGAUUAACCCUAAUACUAAAGAAUUUGUAACCAACCUAUAUUCAGAUUUA